AUGGCAACAGUGAAAAAGAUCAAACAAGCAGUUGCUGUUGCUGGAGGUAUAAUAGGAGGGAUCCUUUUAUGUGUUCUCAUUGGAAUAACUGCAUACCUGCUCUGGAAGAAAUUUUGCUGGCUCAAUUCAUAUGAAAAGCUCACUGGUGCUGUCAAAAUGACAAAUGCAAAUGCUGUUUUUCGGGAUCAGUCUGAAAUUCAACUAGAAAGCACAAGAUCCAGAAGUGUUCCAUUUAUCAUUCCACCAACACUGCAUGGGCAAGACUGGAUUAAUCGGAUGAACGAAGAAUAUGUUCAGGAAGACAGUGACCCCUACAUGAUUCCUCAGUCUGGGCCCCGGUCAUCGUUCCAUUCUUUGGCUGGAGCUUACGUUGUAGGGACUGUUAACCCAGAGCUGUACAAAUUUCCUGAAGACAAAAGCGAGACAGAUUUUCCUGAAGGCAACAUUGGCCGCCUCUGGUUCUCCGUAGAAUAUGAGCAAGAGUCAGAAAGGCUCCUCGUCUCUUUGAUCAAAGCCAGAAAGCUGCAGCCUCCCGCUGAUUCCUGUAGUCCAUUUGUGAAAGUCUACUUGCUGCCUGAUGAAAGAAGCUACUUGCAGUCCAAAAUGAAAUGCAAAACCCUUAACCCGCAGUUCGAUGAAAGCUUUGUUUUUCAGGUUUCCAGUAAAAUGUUGUUCCAACGGACUCUGAAGUUUUUGGUUUAUCAUGUCGAUAAACAGAAGAAACAUCAUCUCCUAGGCCAAGUUGUCUUCCCUCUGAAAAAUGAAACAUUAAUCGAUGACAAGAAGCUAGUCAUAUGGAGAGAUCUGGAGAAAGAAAACUUGGAGCCUCCUUCAGAGUAUGGUGAUAUCCAGUUCUCCAUCAGCUACAAUGACUACCUGGGCCGUCUCACUGUAGUGGUUCUGAGAGCAAGGGGAUUAAAGCUCCAGGAGGAGAGCCAUACUAUCAGUGUGUAUGUCAAAGUCUCACUAAUGAACCAUAAUAAAUUCAUCAAAAGUAAAAAGACAGCAGCUGUUCUGGGAUCUCCCAAUCCAGUGUAUAAUGAAACCUUCAGUUUCAAGGCAGAUCAGACAGAGCUGGAUACAGCAAGCCUAAGUCUAUCAGUGCUCCAGAGUAUCAAGGAUGAAAAAACACAUCUGCUAGGACAUGUAGUAGUUGGGCCUUUCAUGUACACCCACGGCAAAGAACUAGAACACUGGAAUGAAAUGAUCAGCAAGCCCAAGGAGUUGGUUAAGCGAUGGCAUGCUCUCCGCCUCAGCACAUAAACAGCAUGGAUAAAAAAAAAUCCCCAAUCAACCUUAAAAUUCAAAAGCUCUCACUACUAUUUUUCAUAAUCUAAAGGGUACAAAAAUCUUUGACCAUUUUACACUCUGAAGUAGACAAGAAUAAAGUACGUAAAUUCUUUCCUUACCCAAAUGCAAAUAGAAGACUUGGUCCCUG
Molecule: messenger RNA, 1438 nt
Organism: Nestor notabilis (Kea)
Lineage: Eukaryota; Metazoa; Chordata; Aves; Psittaciformes; Psittacidae
Product: synaptotagmin-15-like
Exons: 8
Coding region: 1-1263 (420 amino acids)
Biological process (GO): cellular response to calcium ion; calcium-ion regulated exocytosis; regulation of calcium ion-dependent exocytosis
Molecular function (GO): syntaxin binding; calcium ion binding; calcium-dependent phospholipid binding
Source: RefSeq, a predicted model, not a curated record